Botrytis byssoidea is the source of this 840-nucleotide messenger RNA. RefSeq lists its product as uncharacterized. Bases 1 to 840 code for a protein of 279 amino acids. The record is from RefSeq and is a predicted model, not a curated record. Lineage: Eukaryota; Fungi; Ascomycota; Leotiomycetes; Helotiales; Sclerotiniaceae. The transcript has 2 exons.
AUGGAGAUGACACAAUUUCAGAGAUUGCCUUGCCAUUAUUGCAAAUAUAAUCCAAACUCACCGCGGUUCGACCAAGCGUCUCCAAACCCUAAAUGUCCUCAAGGUCGACAAGAAGACUCCAGAAGAGAAGAGCCAAUAUCGAAUUUUAUCUUCCCGUUACAUACCAGCGAUUAUAAAAUAAAUUCUGAUCAUGAGCUGUUCUCAUCCCUUGAUAAUGUGAGCUGCUCUAUGAACCAUUGUUGCAGGAAUCGAAGUUCCAAUGCCAAAACGAGUGAUUACAAUGAUUAUAAUAUUGGACAAGUUCAAGAAUCAACAUCGAGAUCUUUCUCAGGAAUAAUCGACGUGUCGACUAAUCUCGACGAUAGACUCAACUUCGUGGACUUCGAGCUUUUUGAUUCUCAAUGCGAGCAAUGCGAUGAAUUUCAUGAAAUCUGGCUUGAUCCUUCCAUAUCUAUUGAUAGCUCGAAGCUAGAUCUCGAUAAUUGCCAGAGCUACAAAAGCUUCGAUACAUUUGAUACACCGAGAAGUUCUGAAAUCAGCUUGUAUCACGGAGACUUUUGUUCACCUCCUCCAAACUCUGUUACUAGCUCUUGGAAUGUGAGCAGUGAAUCCAUGACUUCACUUCCCACGAAUUAUCCAGGAGACUAUCUCGAAGUUUCAAAUUCUGAUUUCGUAGUCGGUGUUGGUCAGUGGAUGUGUGAAACGACGGUCGAGUCGAAUGAUCUAGAAGAUGAAUCCAAGAUUCUCCGAAAUACAAACAACAAUACCAACUCCAGAACUAAUAAAGCAAUCGACGAAACACCAGAUUCCUUCGAGCUCAUUUUCUAUGGCGUCGAAUGA